AUGAGAUUUCUCAAAUCACUCGCACAUUUGAACCCUAGCCCCAAAAUCAGAUUUUUGGUCUCCGUCAUAUCCGGUCGUCUCCGACCCAUCUCCGCCUUCUGUGUUUCUCGUCGUCUCCGUCCGCCUCCUUUCGUGUCCGGUCGUCUCCGCCUAAGUCCGUUCGUCUCCGCCCGUUUCUCGUCGUCUCCACCCGUCUCCCGUGUCCGUUCGUCUUUGCCCAAAUCCCCGAAUGUCCAUAAAGGUACGAUUCUUGUUUUCUUGUUGCAUUUCAUCCGGCUCGAAACAGAGAAAUCACAUCCCAGACAUGGAGCAAAGCCUUCUGAGAAUGCAACGGCGCAAAAUAGAAUUUUGAGACAUAGUUUUCGCCGGGAAUCUCGAGGAGUCGUGGCGGCAGCAGGCUCAUGGAUGAGAUCGGCAAAUUCCGGCGGUCAACACGGCGGCGCUACGCGAGGCGUCCAAAUCUCGCAGUUAGCAGCAACUCGCGGGUCGAGGCAGGCGGUGGCUGGGGGAUAUUCAUAUAUUCGGCGCCUACAAUUCUUGGAUAGGUUUUCAUUUACUGGACAUCUUAGAGAGUUUGACCUGUCAUUGUCAUGGUAUGUUGUAAUGCUAUUUAAAGCUCUUGGAAUUCUGUUGGCCAGCAGGGGGAAUGAAGUGUUCGUUAGUUUCUAUCAGGUUGUGAUUUUCCAAAGGCUAGCCACCUAG
This is a messenger RNA of Striga asiatica, 702 nucleotides long. The record is from the annotation of a GenBank genome assembly. Lineage: Eukaryota; Viridiplantae; Streptophyta; Magnoliopsida; Lamiales; Orobanchaceae.